GGAACCUAGAUCUAACAUUAUACAAUGGGCUUGACAGCGAACAAAUGUUUAAUCUGUAAGCGGUUUAGGAGAGUGUGUUGGUGACAGAGAGAGAGCGCGCGUCUUCGGUUCUGUAUGAUUCAUCAUGGCGAGUUCUACAGCCGUCCCCCCAUCAGCAGCGAACGCUCCAUCUCUCAAGGGCUCCGGUAAAGAUGUAUCCACCAGAAACGGCAUGGAAGACAGUGUCCACAGCUUCAAGGCGGCUGACCUGGUCAUUGAGCUGUCCCAGACCCACAAGGCCAAACCUGACCUGACCAAUCUAGUGUUUGGAACUGUGUUCUCUGACCACAUGUUGACCAUAGAGUGGACCAGCAAUGGAGGCUGGCAGAAACCUCACAUCAAGCCCUUUGGUAACCUGUCUCUCCACCCGGCCUGCUCAGCCAUGCACUACGCUGUGCAGUUGUUUGAGGGUAUGAAGGCAUACCGAGAUGCUGAUAACAAAGUGCGUCUCUUCAGACCCAUGCUCAACAUGAACCGUAUGGCCAAGUCUGCAGAGAGGGCCUGCCUGCCGGCCUUUGACAGGGCAGAGUUGGUAGAGUGUAUCAGGAGGCUGGUACAGGUGGAUCUGGAGUGGGUACCCAAGUCAGACUCUGCCAGUCUCUACAUGCGACCCACUUUCCUGGGUACUGAGCCGUCUCUAGGAGUGAAGAAGCCAUCCCGUGCUCUGCUUUAUGUGAUCCUGAGUCCUGUUGGUUCCUAUUUCAGUACAGGAGCUAAGCCUGUCUCUCUCUGGGCCGACUCCAAAUACAUCAGAGCCUGGAGAGGAGGGACUGGAGACUGUAAGAUGGGAGGGAACUACGGAGCAUCUAUCUACGCCCAGUAUGAAGCCGUGGAUUAUGGGUGCCAGCAGGUCCUCUGGCUGUACGGAGACGACCAUCAAAUCACAGAGGUCGGAACCAUGAACAUGUUCCUCUUCUGGAAUAAUGAGAAUGGAGAGGAGGAGCUGGCAACACCCCCUCUGGAUGGAAUAAUCCUACCUGGGAUCACGCGGCAGAGCAUCCUGGAACUCACCAGGAAAUGGGGGGAGUUUAAGGUGUGUGAGCGGUACCUGACCAUGGCAGACCUGCGCUGUGCUCUGAAAGAGGGCCGUGUUAAGGAGAUGUUUGGCUCUGGUACUGCAUGUGUGGUCAGUCCCGUGGGACGCAUACUCUACCAGGGAGAGAACCUACAUAUCCCCUGCCAGGAGGAUUUCCCCCAGCUGGCCUCUAGACUGAUGAAGGAGCUCACAGAUAUACAGUACGGCCGGACCCAGAGUGACUGGUCUGUCCUCGUGUAACCAAGACAAAGUGGUGUGGGUAUCUGGGACAAGCACACACAAACUGCAUAUGCAUAUACGCAGACACACACACACUCAGUUUGAAAUCCCAUAGGGUCAGUAGCAAUAUUAUUCCACUCUAACUCUGCUCAAAUUGUGCACGACCUCCCCAUUAACACGCCCUGCCCUGCGCAGAACUGACACGCAGACGGCGCAGAUCUCAAUAGUCUUCCCCGGUGUGGCAGCCCUGCUAAAGGGUUAGCUCUAAAAUAUUACCAGCACAAGGCUUAGAGGAGUAGCAAUGACCAGCAACUAAUGUUAAACCACUUUGACUCAGUAGCCCUUUAGAAGGGUCAUGUUACUUAUGCAGAGGUUAUGUAUUUCAGUAUCGUUACAUGCACGUGUGUGUUUGAACCCCUGUCAUGCGAAAACCUUCUUUUUGAGUAUGGCAUUUCUAUUUUUAAUAGAUGAUUUUAGAAUUGUAUUUCGCACAAUUAUAUACAUUUUAAUGUGAGCUUAAAUGACGGAGCAAGUUUAUCAUGGAACGCAGUUUAGUACUGCUAAAAGAGAAUGAUGAAUGAAUUCAAAGAGGGCACCGGAAAUAAGCCCUGAUAUAUCAGAGUGAGAGAGAUCCCUGACGCCUGAAGCUUGGAACCUAGAGUGGUAGAAUGAUACACCAACCACUGGUAUCAAAGAAAGCACAAGUCGAAGUAGCACGUAGUAAUAUCAUUCCACGCCAGUUGCUGUGCACAAUCAAGUGUGUGAUGCUUAAUGUCAAAAUGUAUGUUAUAUCUACAAUCUGUUGAUGGUGACGCCUAAUCAAACAUAAUACUGGUCAUUUGUGUAGAGAUGUACUAUCAUGGACCAAUGUCUGUCAUUUACUGUAGACCUGUAUUGACCUAAAUUUACUGUAGACCUGUAUUGACCUAAAUUUACUGUAGACCUGGAUUGUCCUAUAUUUACUGUAGACCUGGAUUGUCCUAAAUUUACUGUAGACCUGGAUUGACCUAAAUUUACUGUAGACCUGGAUUGACCUAAAUUUACUGUAGACCUGGAUUGACCUACAUUUACUGUAGACCUGGAUUGACCUAAAUUUACUGUAGACCUGGAUUGACCUACAUUUACUGUAGACCUGGAUUGUCCUAAAUUUACUGUAGACCUGGAUUGACCUAAAUUUACUGUAGACCUGGAUUGACCUAAAUUUACUGAAGACCUGGAUUGACCUAAAUUUACUGAAGACCUGGAUUGACCUAAAUUUACUGUAGACUUGGAUUUACCUAAAUUUACUGUAGACCUGGAUUGACCUAAAUUUACUGUAGACCUGGAUUGUCCUAAAUUUACUGUAGACCUGGAUUGACCUAAAUUUACUGUUGACCUGGAUUGACCUAAAUUUACUGUAGACCUGGAUUGACCUAAAUUUACUGUAGACCUGGAUUGACCUAAAUUUACUGUAGACCUGGAUUGACCUAAAUUUACUGAAGACCUGGAUUGACCUAAAUUUACUGUAGACCUGGAUUGACCUAAAUUUACUGUAGACCUGGAUUUACCUAAAUUUACUGAAGACCUGGAUUGACCUAAAUUUACUGUAGACCUGGAUUAACCUAAAUUUACUGUAGACCUGGAUUGACCUAAAUUUACUGUAGACCUGGAUUGACCUAAAUUUACUGUAGACCUGGAUUGACCUAAAUUUACUAUAGACCUUGAUUGACCUAAAUUUACUGUAGACCUGGAUUGACCUAAAUUUACUGUAGACCUGGAUUGACCUAAAUUUACUGUAGACCUGGAUUGACCUAAAUUUACUGUAAACCUGGAUUGACCUAAAUUUACUGUAGACCUGGAUUGACCUACAUUUACUGUAGACCUGGAUUGACCUAAAUUUACUGUAGACCUGGAUUAACCUAAAUUUACUGUAGACCUGGAUUGACCUAAAUUUACUGUAGACCUGGAUUGACCUAAAUUUACUGUAGACCUGGAUUAACCUAAAUUUACUGUAGACCUGGAUUGACCUAAAUUUACUGUAGACCUGGAUUGACCUAAAUUUACUGUAGACCUGGAUUGACCUAAAUUUACUGUAGACCUGGAUUAACCUAAAUUUACUGUAGACCUGGAUUAACCUAAAUUUACUGUAGACCUGGAUUAACCUAAAUUUACUGUAGACCUGGAUUAACCUAAAUUUACUGUAGACCUGGAUUGACCUACAUUUACUGUAGACCUGGAUUAACCUAAAUUUACUGUAGACCUGGAUUAACCUAAAUUUACUGUAGACCUGGAUUAACCUAAAUUUACUGUAGACCUGGAUUAACCUACAUUUACUGUAGACCUGGAUUGACCUAAAUUUACUGUAGACCUGGAUUGACCUAAAUUCACUGUAGACCUGGAUUAACCUAAAUUUACUGUAGACCUGGAUUAACCUAAAUUUACUGUAGACCUGGAUUGACCUAAAUUUACUGUAGACCUGGAUUAACCUAAAUUUACUGUAGACCUGGAUUGAC
Oncorhynchus mykiss (rainbow trout) is the source of this 3786-nucleotide messenger RNA. RefSeq names its product branched chain amino acid transaminase 1 (gene bcat1). Gene Ontology annotation, cellular component: mitochondrion. NCBI's taxonomy places the organism in Eukaryota, Metazoa, Chordata, Actinopteri, Salmoniformes, Salmonidae. The record is from RefSeq and is a predicted model, not a curated record. Gene Ontology annotation, biological process: L-valine biosynthetic process; L-leucine biosynthetic process. Gene Ontology annotation, molecular function: branched-chain-amino-acid:2-oxoglutarate transaminase activity.